This is a messenger RNA of Panonychus citri (citrus red mite), 2166 nucleotides long. RefSeq names its product LIM/homeobox protein Lhx3-like. The transcript has 7 exons. Gene Ontology annotation, biological process: neuron differentiation; regulation of transcription by RNA polymerase II. Gene Ontology annotation, cellular component: nucleus. NCBI's taxonomy places the organism in Eukaryota, Metazoa, Arthropoda, Arachnida, Trombidiformes, Tetranychidae. The record is from RefSeq and is a predicted model, not a curated record. Gene Ontology annotation, molecular function: DNA-binding transcription factor activity, RNA polymerase II-specific; RNA polymerase II transcription regulatory region sequence-specific DNA binding. Bases 428 to 1288 code for a protein of 286 amino acids.
AAAAGCAUCAUCACCCUGAGAAGAGUCAACAUCCAUAUCUACCCACUCUUGUUCAGAGUGGGAGACGAGGGAGUGACUCCAAGUGAGAGAUCAGUUUACCUAUAAUAAUACUCGAGAAGAGUGAGAGAGAGAGGAAACAUUUUCAUUGGAAGAUUUUCCUUAUUCUAACCAUAUUAUAUAUUAUAUAUUUUUGGAUUCACUUUUUUAUACAUGUAAUAUUAUCAGAGAACCGAUAUAAUAAUAAUAAUAAUUGUUGCUGUUUGUUUACAAUCAACGGAAAAGGAAAAGGAUUUUUGUUUCUUCUCUCGUGUCCAUCAUACUAAUUAUCCUCAUCUUAAUCAUCUAUGUACAAUGUGUUUCUCUCUGUGUAUUUAUUUUCAUCACAAUUAAAAUCAAUUGUAAGAUUUUAAACUCCAUCAACAAUAUCAUGUCUACAUCUUUACUUGGCUUUAAUCCAACAAGUUUACCCAAAUGUCAUGGAUGUUCAGACGUUAUCCAAGAUCGGAUUAUACUUAAAUUAGGAUAUAACAAUGAGAGACAUACCUGUUGGCAUUCCCGGUGUCUCUUUUGUCGUGAAUGUAAAACAAUGCUCUCAAUUAAAUGUUAUCUUCGUAAUGGAUUACCUUAUUGUAAAGAACACUUUUAUAAAAAUUUUGCCAAAACGAGAUGUGCUAAUUGCGAACAGGGAAUCUCACCAACCGCCUUGGUAAGAAGAGCUCAAGAAAAUGUAUAUCACCUUGAAUGUUUCACUUGUAUCUUAUGUAAAAGGCCAUUAAAUACAGGUGAUGAGUUUUAUUUAAUGGAAGACAAUAAAUUGGUUUGUAAACCUGAUUACGAGGCAGCCAAACAAAGAGAAGCAUCAAAUAAACGACCUCGAACCACAAUAACAGCUAAACAAUUAGAUGUACUGAAAAGCGCUUACAACAAUUCACCGAAACCCGCUCGACAUGUACGAGAGCAAUUAAGUCAUGAUACCGGAUUAGAUAUGAGGGUUGUCCAGGUUUGGUUUCAGAAUAGACGAGCCAAGGAAAAGAGAUUAAAAAAGGAUGCGAACUCUGGUCAACUCGGUAAUCAAAGAUCAUCAAAUCGUAAUAACCUUUGGCCAUCUAAUCAAAAUCCGUCAACUCCAACCACGGACACGAUGCCUCCUUCAAAUGCUUCAUCCACUUUACUUGCCAAUGAAACGUCAACUUCCUGUUCCUCUUGGUUUGAAGAUCCAAUUCUUGAUUCGGAAGAUGAUGAAGAUGAGGAAGAUGAAGAUUCAUUGAUUUCCAAUCAACAUUAUUAAAAUUUUCAUUCAUCAAAUCAUGUUGAUUGUGAUAACCAGGCCAUUGAUUAUUAUUACAAAUAAUUAAUUGAUGUGUGCAAUGUUUUUAAAUUGUAAAUUUGUUUUCUCACUCAAAAUUCAAGAUGAUUCACAAAAGUUUGACAAUUAAAUUUAAUUGUCAAUUGAUUAGCUCUCUCUCCCUCUCUCUCUCUUGGUCUAUCAAUGAUUUAAUUUAUUUUGCAUUUUUAUAAACCAAAUGAUCACAAUUAAUCUGAUAAUCAAAUUGAUCUCAAACAAUUAACCCUUCAUUUCAUUUUUUCUCAAUCAAUUGGUUAAUCUUAAUCUUGAUUUAACUGCGAGAAAAAUUAAUUGUUACUAUCAUUGUAUUUACAUUCAUCUAAGUUAAUUUACUUUUUUGGUAAAUUAAAUUAACAAUUAACUAAAUUGUAACCUAUUUCUUUCUGUUAAUUUGCUCAUUGUUAACUUAAUCAUCAGGGAAAAAGUUAAUUAACUUUUUUUUUCUCUAAUAUUUUCUCCCAAUUAGAUGAAUAUUCAUUUUUUUUUCUUGCUUCUUUACUUAAUUGUUUUGAUGUUUUCUUUUAAUUGUUUACCAAACAAUUUAAAAGUAUAUUUUAAUUUCUCAAUUAUAAGUUGGUAAUGAUUUCCUAUCAUCAAUUUUGAUUAGACCUUAAUUGUGGAUCAACAAUCAACUCUCAAUCUUUAAAUCAUCUUCAUCAUUGUUUUUUUGUCUUGAAUCAUCAACUUGUAUUUUUAACCAUUAAGUUAAUUGUGAAUAAUUAAAAACAAGAUACAACAAAAAAUCAUCUUCUCGCUUAAUCAUUAUCAUCAUAAUCAUAUCUUUAACAAAUUGUAAUUAACAUUAUUCAAUCAUUAAGCUA